AUGUCUAACGUCUCUAACGAUCUCAUCUGGGAAUUGACCAAGGGUAACUCCAAGUACCUCGUUAAGUUCCAAGGUACUGUCUUCUCCAAGGACCCAUUGAACGUCACCCACAAGAACUCCAAGAACUCUUCUGGUUUGGCUAACGACAAAGCCGUUGGUGUCACUGAAGUUGACGGUAAGGUUGUUGUCAGCACCAAGGUUGCUAAGAACGCUAACAAGCCAUCUAAGGCCGUCCACGUUCAAAAGUUCAACGAAUACAAGGCUGCCAGAAAGUUGGCUCUUGCUGUUUCCAACACCACCAAGGGUUACAGAGAUGACUUGAGAGUUGUUGCCGUCAAGACCGCUUCCCAAUACUCCAGAGGUAAGACCGCUAGAAAGUCCUACCCAGUCAAGUCCAGAAAAUAA
Saccharomycopsis crataegensis is the source of this 405-nucleotide messenger RNA. RefSeq lists its product as uncharacterized. Gene Ontology annotation, biological process: translation. The transcript has a single exon. The record is from RefSeq and is a predicted model, not a curated record. Gene Ontology annotation, molecular function: structural constituent of ribosome. NCBI's taxonomy places the organism in Eukaryota, Fungi, Ascomycota, Saccharomycetes, Ascoideales, Saccharomycopsidaceae. Bases 1 to 405 code for a protein of 134 amino acids. Gene Ontology annotation, cellular component: cytosolic large ribosomal subunit; ribosome.